AUGUCGGGAUACAAUCCCCAGCCACCCCCCACCAAUGAGAGCAGCGUCCACAAGGCCAACUGCCACUGUGGCGCAGUGCGGUUCACCGUGACCCUUUCCCCACCCUUGCACGAGUAUCCAGUCAUGAACUGCAACUGCUCGAUCUGCUCCCGAAACGGAUACCUGCUCGUGUAUCCUGAUACUAAGGACUUUGUCCUCGAGAGGGGCGAAGAUGUGUUGAAAGAUCACCGCUUCAACAGCCGGCAGGUCCGGCAUCGUUUUUGCGGACAGUGCGGGAGCAGCUGCUUUGUCCAGCUUCCAGAUCCCGAUCCUCCUUUUGUUUGUGUUAAUGUCCGUAUGUUUGAGGGGAUUGAUGUCGACAAACUGAAGAUUAGAAAGGAAGAUGGGCGGUCGUGGAAGGGUGAAUAUAAGCCGGAAUUCAAUUGAUGGGAUUCAGACAGUGGUUAUGAUUUCUUAGGUGGAAAAGCCUCGUUUGUGAACACAAAUUGUACUAUUAUCUAUCCUGUGCUGUGGCUUUACUGUUCAGCCCCUCAGUACCUGUCAAGUGGGGCUGGGACGAGAAUUUCAUCUCAAUGGAACAAACUUCAUGUGGACAAGUUUACUGGAUUUCUUCCAUAAAGUGAGAGGAAAAAGUGCUGUCUUCUGGAUCUCCAAGCUCAAUCUUGGCUGAGUGUGCCCUGUUACUCCACUUGACCCUGCAAUAUAUAUUCACGGGUGAGCCACCAGGUUCCGACAGCCCUGCAGAGUGCAAGCACCAGGGGCUACCUGCUAAAUUUAAC
Molecule: messenger RNA, 779 nt
Organism: Aspergillus ibericus CBS 121593
Lineage: Eukaryota; Fungi; Ascomycota; Eurotiomycetes; Eurotiales; Aspergillaceae
Product: GFA family protein
Exons: 2
Coding region: 1-426 (141 amino acids)
Molecular function (GO): carbon-sulfur lyase activity
Source: RefSeq, a predicted model, not a curated record